Molecule: messenger RNA, 1584 nt
Organism: Rhipicephalus sanguineus (brown dog tick)
Lineage: Eukaryota; Metazoa; Arthropoda; Arachnida; Ixodida; Ixodidae
Exons: 8
Coding region: 13-1320 (435 amino acids)
Source: RefSeq, a predicted model, not a curated record
ACGCCCGGUAUCAUGGGUGAGUCGAGAAGGAAGUUUGGAGGGAAGCGCACGCUGGAAGAUGUCAGGUACCAGGUGGCCCAAGCACGCAAGGCUCUCGGUGUUGACGAACCACUAGAGUCCAGCAUGUCAGCUGACUCCCACGGCCAGUCGGGUGGGGAUGCCUCCGUCGGCAUGGAAGCAAUGGCUUUCAAAGUAGAGCCAGAUCAACAGAGCAGUGAGGCCAUGUCGGAUUGUUCCAACUUCAACAGUGCUGAGUUGGAGGACGUCACCGUUUCAGACCUACUCAGCACGUGCACGGACGAAGCUGCUACGGAGAAGCUCGUGGACCAAGCUGGUGGCAGAGCACUCGCGGAUGGGAACACGAACGGCGGCGAACUGUCGCUCGAAGGAAGAUACCCGACGUCGCACCUCUACAGGACUGCUGUGGACCUCCUGCUCCACAAGUACCCACACCUGAUUGAUACCACCGGAGAAACCGGAAGGGAGCUGUGGGUUGACUCGCUGAAGUCGAAGUUCAAGAACGUCCGACGCCGGCUGCCGGAACAGGUGUGGAGCAUGAGCAAGGUUCGGAGCAAGUACACUACAUCACCCCGGCGAGCUACUGCUCCACCGAAACCAAAAGAGGAGGGUGUGGGUCGUGCCAGUCGUCCUGUGGCCAUUCAAGGCGUAAUGUCAGCCAGCACCAGUUCCUCGUGGCAAACCGGCCCACUGGGCCUAGGAGGCAUGGAAGGUGCAAGCGAUCAAAACGAAGCGGUUGCUGUCAAGGAGAGGAGUGACAGCAUACGUGAUAUGACAGUGCAGCAAGCCAUCGCUGCCUUCCCUGCUUACAGGCAGGAGUCCGCUUUGCUCGCUGACUUCAAGAUGCUGUGGAACGCCGACAUUCCUGAAUGCUUCGAAAAGGGCAUCAAGAGGAUGUUCCUGGUGCUGAUGAACUCGGGAACGAAGGACGAGAUGGAGAAAAUUUCUCAGGCUGGAAACGAUAUUCUUCUCAUGGUGUUGGGUGCUAUUGCUCGAAGGGUUUCAGAAAGUCUGGAUAGCCUUCUGACAGAGGGAUCAACACUGCCAACGCCAUGUCUAGUCCAACGACCCAACGGGAACAUCGACCUGUUUGUCAACGGAUUCUACCUGCUCACCGCGUCGUCCCUGCUUGGAGGCAUGUGCGUGCUGUUCGCAUCCUUCUGGGUGUUCCACAUCGAGUACCCAAAGGGAGGCCGGAACAUCCUGACGUUCCUGGAACAUGCCUUCCUCAACUUGCGUCACAUGAAGCCACGGCUAAAGUGCUGGGAGCUCAUCAACCUGUACAGAAGCACACACCCAUGAUACAACGUGCCAGAGCUUGUUAUUAACUAAAAAAUGGAGACAAAGAUAUGACAAUUGCUGCGUAUAGCACUGUAGAUGAACAUCAUAAUGUAAUGCAAAAGCUAGCUGAAAGGGAAAUGAGAAGUCCUGGGUUCAUAGUCGCUGUUCAUUUCACGUUGAACUCUGUCAAGCGUUCAUAUUUUUUAUUGCAUCGUUCCAUCAUACAAACAGUGCUUUCUGAAAUAAUUUGCAAAAGUUUUGUGAAUAGACAUUGUCUAUUCUGCA